Kluyveromyces marxianus DMKU3-1042 is the source of this 1167-nucleotide messenger RNA. RefSeq names its product NAD(+) diphosphatase (gene NPY1). Gene Ontology annotation, biological process: NAD+ catabolic process; NADP+ catabolic process. NCBI's taxonomy places the organism in Eukaryota, Fungi, Ascomycota, Saccharomycetes, Saccharomycetales, Saccharomycetaceae. Gene Ontology annotation, cellular component: cytosol. The record is from RefSeq and is a predicted model, not a curated record. The transcript has a single exon. The coding region runs from base 1 to 1167 and encodes 388 amino acids. Gene Ontology annotation, molecular function: NADH pyrophosphatase activity.
AUGGGACUUAUGGUAUUGGUAUCAAACACAACCAAAUGGACACAUAAGGGUUCUUGCUUGUGGUCCACUGUAAGGCAUCCUCCUCGAUCCAAUAUGAUACCGUUGCAGUACUCUAGUAGGCUGUUGAAGCGGUACUCGUUUUUGAAACGAGACCCCACGUUUAUCUAUGAAGCUGUAAACUCUGAGCGUGCGCAGUUCUUGCCCUACCACGACUUUUACCCAUUCUGCUCUUCACGGGAUAGAAGCAAGCUCUGGAAGCUUCACAGGUCUAUACCAUCGAACGGAGCCAUGCUAAAACCCUUCAUUCAGUCGCACAAGCCCGGAGAAUUGGUAUUCAUGGGUUUAAUCCCACCUACAAAAGGUGAAUCGUCAUCUCAAGGCCCAAGCUUCACUUACAAGAAGUACAAGGGAGACCCGCUCUUCGCCAUUGACAUUACAAGACACGAAUACAUGCUGCCUCAAGCAGAUGGAAAAGACUCGGUGAUCAAAUGCCAGGAUUUCAGGCACUUUAACGAUUUGACCGUGGAUGAGUCGUCCCUGCUAUCGCUAGGCAAAAUGAUGUUGCACUGGCUCUAUACGCACAAAUACUGUUCGAUGUGUGGAUACAAAAACGACGUAAUAGCGUGUGGCUCGCAGUUGAAGUGCACGAACCACGAAUGUGAGUCCAACGGCAGAAUCACAAACGUGUCCUUCCCAAGAACAGACCCCGUUGUCAUUGUCGGCAUAACAAAUCAAACCCGCGAUGCCGUCCUACUAUGCAAACACAAGGCUCCAAGUGCGCGUGAUCCGAAAAGAAACAUGUACGCCUGCGUCAGCGGCUUCAUGGACCCAAGUGAGACCAUAGAGAGCGCUGUCCUGCGCGAGGUGUUCGAAGAAACAGGUUUAGACGUACUAAACGUCGAAUACGUCACUACACAACCUUGGCCCUUCACCAAUAACAUCAUGAUCGGCUGUCUGGCUACAGUUGAUGACAAGCAGCCCGUUGAUCUGGGCCAUGAUGAGGAAUUGGUCGAUGCCAGCUGGUUUCCCACCAGUCAGGUCAAGCAGAUGCUCAAUUCCGACAUGGACUCUUACGGAUUGUUGAGAGACCCUGUCUCGGGAAUUGGUCUGCCAAACGACAAAACAAUCGCCAAUCGACUCAUUAAAGCGGUGUGCCAAGUCCGGUAA